AUGCAUGGAGCGGAUGAGAGCACAAUGACCGGUACUGUACAUGGUACCAACUUGCUUAAUAGUCAAGGUGAAGCGGUGAAUCUAGUAGCUUUGACCCAUGCUCUGGAUGGCGGACAAGUGGACGUGGCGGUGCAUUGGUUGCAGCUUCUGCUGCUCUCGCGGACAGGAGACCAGUCGAAAAAGCACAACAAAACUUUGAAAAGCUCGAGGCUUCGAAGACUGAAAACGCUUCAGAGCGCAGUAGUGCAGAUGCUCGACGACUAUGGCAAAUACAAAGAAGAGGAAGGGCUGACGCUACGUCCUGGAUUGGCGGUGAGGACUGGAGAAAGGUGCAGCGAAUUGUCGUAUUCGCAGCUGCAGAUGUUCGCACUACAACAAAUGCAGCCAUCCAGUACCGCAUAUAAUGUGGUGCGAGCUUUGCUAUUCAGGGAUUUGUCUUUGGAUUUAACCGCGUUGGAGAGCACUUGUGACGCGCUGAUGACCAAGCACGAAGCGCUUCGCUCUUGCUUUGAUGUUGACACGAAUGCUGGAGGACAACCGAAGCAAUUCGUGCAUCCAUUGGCGCGUUUCCGAGACGAAUUGGGCGUCGUUAGAAUCGUUCAGACCGAGUUUUUGGAGUCGAGCUGUAGUGAAAAUAUUUUGCAAGAUGUGGAAGUUGCCACAUUUGUGGCAAAGACUAUCGACGAACCGUUCGAUUUGGCACGACAGGCACCAAUUCGAGUGUUCGUAUUUACUAGUUUGGACCAGAAACCGACUUCGCCUUGGAUCCUCGCUGUAAUUCUGCAUCACAUCGUGACGGACGCGGCCUCCAGUCAGCUGUUUUGGACAGAUUUUCACGACUUUUACGCACGUUUCCAACACAAUCCGGACCAUAAUACGAUACAAGAAUUUGUAAGACACCUUGAGACCAAGGCAUCUAGUGCCGCACACUUGACUUACCGAGAUUUUGCAGUGUGGCAGCGUUCGCGAAUGCGAUCCGGUAUAACUGCGCCGUUGUUACAGUAUUGGACACAACAACUUACCGAAGGUGGCGUGCCUCCAGUACUGGAGCUUCCGUUUGACAACGCAAUAGACGAUCGAGAACCGAUUGUACCAGUAGCGAAUACAGCUAAAGGUGACGUUGUGGUAUUCAGAUCAUCACCCGCUUUGCAAAAAGCAUUCUCGGAUCUCUGUCAUUCUCAGAGUUCAAGUAUCUUCAUGGGUCUCCUCGCAGUGUUCUACAUGCUGAUUGAACGUUUAUCCGGUCAGCAAGACUUUGUGAUCGGUGCUCCUUCCUCGGGACGAGACUGCGCUGAACUUCAAGACAUCAUGGGGUACUUUGUCAACACUCUACCGUUGCGUCUUGGGUCUAAAAUUUCAGGAGAUGAUGAUUUUACAAGUUUCUUGAAAAAUGUUCGCAAAGUUGUGCUGGGUGCCUACAACAACAUGGAGAUUCCUUUUCACAAGGUACUAGAGCACUUACGCGCCUUAUCUCACAACAACAGCGACGUUGAACGACGAUGGCAACACCCACUUUUCCAGAUUAUGUUCUCAUGGGAGCAAAGUGACGAUGGCCUGAGUAAAGAUUAUACAGAGCUGAAAUUACCACAUCAAUCUGCCAAAUUCGAUCUCAUGUUAUCCAUGAGAUAUCGUCACCUUAACGGGGGUACAGAGCGCGUAUUGGAGGGUUCGUUAGAGUACUCCACCGCUCGAUUUUCACGGUCAACUGUGGAGCGAUUCUCGAGGUAUUAUCUGAAAUUAUUGGAGCAUGUGACGAACUCACCGACUACUUUAGUGAGAUCUCCAGUCAUUUCCAUGCUCUCCGAUGCCGAGCGGGAGCAGCUUGUCUCUGUGCGGGGCAUGCCAAGCCCUCCAACGUUACUUAGACCGACGUCGGAUUUUCUAGACGAAUGUUUGUUUACUCAAGUGUGGCAAACUCCGGAUUAUCCAGCACUUCACUUUGAAGGAGCGCAGUGGACAUACCAGGACUUGUGGGAAUACAGUUGUCGCGUCACUAGAGCAUUGAGUAUGUUGGAGAUCUCUGGUUACUCCGCUGAGCUUCAUAUCGGUCUGCUGCUUGACCGAGGACUGGAAAAUGUUGCAGCAAUCAUUGGAAUAUUGCGUUUGCAAGCGGUUUUUGUGCCGCUUGACCCAGAGUUUCCUCGCGAGCGGCUGCGUUACAUGGCUCGUGAUAGCGAACUUCAAGUGAUCAUUACACAGCGGAAACACCAAGAAAUUGCAUCGUAUUUAUCGUCAAGAAACGCUGAGGACGAACAUCAACCAAGAGUAUUAUACUACGAAGAUGUAGAUCUUCUAGCCUCACAUGACAAUGGAUAUGCACGGGACGAUGAUGUUAACAGCGAAACGAGGCUACUGAAGCGACAGAAACGAGAUUCACGGGACCCAGCUACAGCAACCGCAUACAUCCUCUACACCUCUGGAUCGACAGGUAACCCGAAGGGUGUUGUGGUACCUCACGCUGCUUUGAUGACGACUCUGUGGUGGACUGUACGUACGUACCAAGUGACAUCAAGUGACGUUUUCCUUCAAAGCACAUCGACGACAUUGGAUGGUUCACUCUCUCAGCUUUUCGCGCCUUUGCUCGUUGGAGGGAGCGCUCGAAUCACUCGUCCAAAAGGUCUACACGAACUGUACUACAUGCGUAAUGUGCUGCUGGAAGCUCCCCAUAUCACGUUUUGUGUAUUUGUUCCGUCAUAUUUCGCUCUGAUCGUGGACUAUUUGAGUGAACAAGGCGAGACUUUUCCAGCUUCCGUCAAGCACGUUAUACUGGCGGGUGAAGCUUUUCCGAUUGAACUCGCACGUCAAUUCUACAAGAAACAUCCAGCCAGUACUACGUGUCUUGUCAAUGAAUACGGACCCACCGAGGCGUCAAUAACAUCGACAGCUUUUCGUAUACCUCGAGAACUGGCGAUGCAGAACGAUUCCAGUAUUUUUCAAGGGCUUCAUAGUGUACCCAUCGGAAAACCGAUAGAUGGUCAUCCAGUGGUUGUACUGGAUACCCAAAGAAGACUCGUUCCAGUGAACGUUCCCGGUGAGUUAUACGUUGGUGGAACAGGCGUUGCGUGUGGCUAUUGGCGUCGCCCAGAACUCACUGAAAACUCGUUCAUCCUUCACGAAAAUGUUGUGGAAAUCGCGUCGCUAGGUCAGAAACGAGGAAGGUGGUAUAAAACUGGAGAUUUGGUGAAAUGGCUACCUAGUGGCGACUUGGUAUUUCUUGGACGUACAGAUGCACAAGUUAAGCUUCACGGGAUGCGUAUCGAGUUACAAGAAGUACGUAAUGUUCUGUUGCGUCACCCAAGUAUAAAAUCUGCCGAGGUGCUUUCAGCUCCUCAGUUGAACUCUCCCGGUCAGAAACAGCAACAAAUGUCGUCGACUCUCGUAGCGUUCGUCAUGCCAGCUGACAACAUCAACGAUAUAUCAAUUGGAGACGGUGAUUUAACCGAGUUACGCGCGUAUCUUGGUGAGCAUCUCCCCCUUCACAUGGUGCCUCAAUCGAUUCAAGUUGUGAGUAGUUGGCCACGAACACCAAAUGGAAAAAUCGAUCUCAGAGCGUUGGCUAGUUGCGCUGGCUCAAACUCGACAGAUGCUCCGUCCAGUGCUCGGGAAUCCAACAAUGGGGCAAAAAUCACAGUACAGUUAGCUAUGGAUAUUCUACGGCAAGUUUGGAUACAAGCUCUUAAUCUCGAGCACCUUGAUGAUGACGAAGAUAUGGAUGGCAAUCAACUCGAAGCGAACUUAACGUCCAAGUCGUUCUUCGAACUGGGUGGUGAUUCAUUGGCAGCUAUCCGAGCGAUUGCUCUUGCACAAGCUCGAGGACUGUCACUAGCCCUUGAGCAGUUCUUCCGCACAUCGUCGUUGCCUGAGAUGGCUCGAAGUGCAGCAACUUCUAUGGUGGAUUUACAUAAGUGGACGUCCGAGACGCUAGUGUCUCUUAACUGGCCCACGACGAAGAAUACGCGCACGCUUUUCCUGUUCCAUGACGCCGAUGGAACUGUCUGGAAACUGUUGGAAUUGGCACGACAAUUGCCAUUCGCAGUCGUCGGAGUUCAAGCUACCAACUCGAAUUUUUCCAGCGUUGACGAACUCGCUGAAUUCUACUGGAAAAGUAUCCUUGGGCAUCAAAAAAAGGGUCCGUAUGCUCUCGGGGGCUUCUCAUUUGGUUGUCGUGUAGCCCACGAAGUAGCACGAUUGGCAGUGAGUGAAGGCCACAAACUUUUGCCUCUCAUUCUGCUGGACGGACUGCCAUUCGAGAUGUCAGUCUCCAAGCACGAUACUAUGGAGGAAAAGGCUGCGACUCGACUUCGGAUUGAACAGUACGUGAGUGAAGCUUUCGGUGACGUGCUGCUACGUCCAUUAGGGAAAAAUUAUCGCAAGUUCUGCGCUAUGGAAGAGAAAUAUCAGCCGUAUACAGCGGCUGAAGUGGAGACUGCAUGUUCCGGUUCACAGCCACCAGUGUGGCUCCAAGCGGAACUGUACAUAACGCAGCGGUGGAGCAUCGACUUCUCGCAGUAUCGAGCACUUGGUAUUGACAUCGCAACAGUGGCCACGAUUCCCGACUGCACGCAUCUAACGAUGCUACGCCACCCCAAUGUAGACGUGAUAGCGAGAAAGAUACGCCAACGCAUCACUAAUUUCUCUGGAAUUCAUUUCAGAGACCAGGACUCUGCAGCAUCUAGUAAGCACAAAUAGAGGAUCUCCUUAACCACUGC
This is a messenger RNA of Phytophthora nicotianae INRA-310, 4709 nucleotides long. RefSeq lists its product as hypothetical. Gene Ontology annotation, biological process: amino acid activation for nonribosomal peptide biosynthetic process; secondary metabolite biosynthetic process. The transcript has 2 exons. The coding region runs from base 1 to 4689 and encodes 1562 amino acids. NCBI's taxonomy places the organism in Eukaryota, Oomycota, Peronosporomycetes, Peronosporales, Peronosporaceae. Gene Ontology annotation, molecular function: catalytic activity; phosphopantetheine binding. The record is from RefSeq and is a predicted model, not a curated record. Gene Ontology annotation, cellular component: cytoplasm.